UUUUCUUUUAUUUUAUUUUACAUUUCCUCUGAGAAGGAGACACAGACACAGACACGCACACACAAACACAGAGAAAUAAGGGAAAGAAAAGUACCAGGACUUAUCGUGCCGCUGCAAACCCAGAGAUAGCAGACGAAGAGGGGGGUUGGCUUCUACCCCAAGGUAAAGCCCUGCCCCCUUUACCUCUUCACCACCUCCUCCGAGAAAGAAAAGGAGAGAGAGAGAGAAGGGGGCAAAGUGGAGAACAGCAGGUCUUCUGCGGCUGGCAUUGGGAGUACAGGGAGCCAGGAAGUGAAGGAUGCUUGUGGUUACCCGAGCUGGCUGCAGGGCAGCUCUCUUCCUCUGGAUUUUCAGCAGCAUUAGCUGCAGAGCCAGGACCGCUCUGCCUGCAUCUCAGAAGUGUGAUGAGCCUUUGGUCUCAGCAUUACCCCACUCCUCCUUCAGCAGUUCAUCGUCUAUGACAAGCAGCUAUGUACCCGGGUAUGCCAAGUUAAACAAGAGAGGAGGUGCAGGAGGUUGGUCUCCAUCAGACAGUGAUCAUUAUCAAUGGCUGCAGGUGGAUUUUGGGAACAGGAAGCAGAUCAGUGCUGUUGCAACUCAAGGCAGGUACAGCAGUUCUGACUGGGUCACUCAAUAUCGGAUGCUCUAUAGUGAUACAGGAAGAAACUGGAAACCAUACCACCAAGAUGGAAAUAUCUGGGCAUUUCCUGGAAAUACAAACUCUGAUAGUGUGGUCCGGCAUGAUUUACAACAUCCAGUUAUUGCUCGCUAUGUACGGAUAGUUCCUUUGGACUGGAAUGAAGAGGGACAAAUUGGGUUAAGAAUUGAAGUCUACGGCUGCUCCUAUUGGGCUGAUGUUAUCAAUUUUGAUGGCCAUGUAGUGUUACCAUACAGAUUCAGGAACAAGAAAAUGAAAACACUGAAAGAUGUCAUCUCUCUGAAAUUUAAAACCUCUGAAAGCGAAGGUGUAAUCUUCCACGGAGAAGGACAGCAAGGAGACUAUAUCACCUUGGAACUGAAGAAAGCCAAGCUUGUUCUAAAUUUAAAUUUAGGCAGCAACCAGCUUGGCUCUAUUUAUGGCCACACGUCCGUGAUGACAGGCAGCCUCCUGGAUGAUCACCACUGGCACUCCAUCAUCAUAGAGCGCCAUGGGAGAAACAUCAAUCUCACCCUUGACAGACACAUGCAGCACUUCAGAACCAAUGGAGAAUUUGAUUACUUGGACCUGGAUUAUGAGAUAACCUUUGGAGGCAUGCCAUUUUCCGGGAAGCCAAGUUCUAACAGUAGGAAAAAUUUCAAAGGCUGCAUGGAGAGCAUCAACUACAAUGGCAAUAAUAUCACUGACCUUGCCAAAAGGAAGAAAUUGGAACCUUCUAAUGUGGGAAAUUUAAGUUUUUCUUGUGUGGAGCCACAUACAGUGCCUGUCUUUUUCAAUGCAACCAGUUACCUUGAGGUUCCUGGUCGUCCAAGCCAGGACCUGUUUUCAGUCAGUUUCCUUUUCCGAACCUGGAACCCCAAUGGACUUCUUGUCUUCAGCAACUUUGCAGAUGACCUGGGGAACGUUGAAAUCGACAUAAAUGAGGGCAAAGUCAGCGUCCAUAUCAAUGUCACCCAAGUGAAGAAGAACCGAAUAGACAUCUCAUCAGGCUCUGGUCUCAAUGAUGGGCAGUGGCAUGAAGUCCAAUUCCUAGCUAAGGAAAAUUUUGCUGUCCUCACCAUUGAUGGCGAUGAAGCUUCAGCUGUGCGAACAAACAGCCCUCUACAAGUCAAGACUGGAGAGAAAUACUUCUUUGGAGGGUUUCCUGUACAGAUGAAUGACUCGGAUCACUCGCUAUUCCAGCAUUCAUUUCAAGGGUGCAUGCAGUUUAUUCAUGUGGAUGAUCAGCUAGUGGAUUUACACGCAGUGGAGCAAGGCCAACUGGGAAGCUUUGCCAAUGUCACCAUUGACAUGUGUGCCAUAAUUGAUCGGUGUGUGCCCAAUCACUGUGAACAUGGUGGCAAAUGCACUCAGACGUGGGACAGCUUCAAGUGCACUUGCGAUGGAACUGGAUACAGCGGUGCCACUUGUCAUAACUCUAUUCAUGAACUCUCUUGUGAAGCAUACAAACACUUGGGCAAAACUUCAAAUUACUACUGGAUAGAUCCAGAUGGCAGUGGGGCACUGGGACCUUUGAAAGUUUACUGCAACAUGACAGAGGAUAAAGUAUGGACAACUGUGUACCAUGAUCUGCCAAUGCAGACUUCCGUGGGAGUACAGUUAUCUGUACUGCAGCUCAACUACAGUGCAACGAUGGACCAGAUUUCUGCCAUUACCAGUAGUGCUGAAUACUGUGAGCAGUUCAUCUCCUAUUCUUGCAAGAUGUCCCGGUUGCUGAAUACACCAGAAGGGAAUCCAUAUACCUGGUGGGUUGGCAAAGCCAAUGAGAAGCACUACUACUGGGGUGGAUCAGGACCUGGCAUUCAAAAAUGUGCCUGCGGCAUUGAACGCAACUGUACAGAUCCCAAGUACUACUGCAACUGCGAUGCUGACUAUAAGCAAUGGAGAAAAGACACUGGGAUGUUGUCAUAUAAAGAGCACCUACCAGUGAGUCAGAUAGUGGUUGGAGACGUUGACCGGCCUGGAUCUGAAGCCAAGAUAUCUGUGGGUCCCGUGCGUUGUCAAGGAGAUCGGAAUUACUGGAAUGCAGCUUCUUUUGUUACUUCAUCAUCCUACCUUCACUUCUCCACCUUCCAAGGGGAAACCAGCGCAGACAUAUCCUUCUACUUCAAAACAUCUGCUUCAGAUGGGGUGUUUCUUGAGAAUCUGGGGAACACUGACUUUAUCAAAUUGGAGCUGAAAUCUGCUACAGAGGUUUCCUUUUCAUUUGAUGUUGGAAACGGGCCUGUGGAAAUCGUCGUUAGAUCUCCCAACCAGCUCAAUGAUGAUCAGUGGCAUCGUGUCAAUGCUGAGAGGAACGUCAAGCAAGCCAGCCUGCAGGUAGACCAGUUACCCGUGGAGGUCCGGAAAGCACCAACAGAAGGCCACACGCGGCUGGAAUUGUACAGCCAGCUCUAUGUCGGUGCUGCGGGAGGCCAGCGAGGCUUCCUGGGUUGCAUUCGUUCAUUAAGGAUGAACGGAGUGACACUGGACCUGGAAGAGAGAGCGAAAGUCACGCCAGGGGUGAAGCCCGGCUGCUCUGGCCACUGCACGAGCUAUGGGAUGUACUGUGCCAACGGUGGGAAGUGUGUUGAGAAAUACAACGGCUACUCCUGUGACUGCUCCAGAACUGCCUAUGAUGGACCAUUUUGCAUUAAAGAUGUUGGAGCUUUUUUUGAAGAGGGAAUGUGGCUUCGUUACAACUUCCACUCCCCAGGGACUAGCAUGAAGGAUUUAGUGAGCCGAACACUUUUGAGUUCUCCAGAUACUGAGACCACAGAGCCUGACCUGAACUUGAAUAAAGAAGAGCUCAGCUUCAGCUUCAGUACCACCAAGUCCCCCUGUGUUUUAUUGUACGUCAGCUCCUACACCCAGGACUUCAUGGCUGUGCUUGUCAAGCCGUCUGGGAAUCUGCAAAUCCGGUACAGCCUUGGAGGCACCAAAGAGCCAUAUAACAUUGACGUCGACCACAGAAACAUGGCUAAUGGACAGCCUCAUACUGUUAACAUCACACGAAACGGACGGGACAUAGUACUGCAGCUUGAUCACUAUCCUCCAACAAGUUACAGCCUGCCAGCAGCAUCUGAUACUCAGUUCAAUUCCCCAAAGGCGCUAUUCCUAGGAAAAGUAAUAGAAAUUGGGAAGAUUGACCAAGAUAUAUAUAAAUACAACACCCCAGGAUUCACUGGCUGCCUAUCGAGAGUACAAUUCAACCAGAUUGCUCCGCUCAAAGCAGCUCUGAGACCUACCAACGUCUCCUCUCACGUCCACAUCGAAGGAGAACUGGUGGAAUCCAACUGCGGAGCAUCUCCACUCACCAUCCCACCAAUGUCGGCCGCUACUGACCCGUGGCACUUAGACUCAGCCAGCGCUGAUUUCCCAUACAACGGUCAAGCUAUAGGAGAUGGAGUUAACAGGAACUCUGCCAUUAUUGGAGGUGUCAUCGCAGUGGUGAUCUUCACCAUCCUCUGCACCUUGGUGUUCCUGAUCCGCUACAUGUUCCGCCACAAGGGAACCUACCACACCAACGAGGCCAAAGGGGCAGAGUCAGCUGAGAGCGCCGAUGCUGCCAUCAUGAACAAUGACCCCAACUUCACAGAGACCAUCGACGAGAGCAAGAAGGAAUGGCUUAUCUAAGCGCAGGGGGACGGGGCCUGGGGUGGGAUACAAGCUGGGCCAGGGUGGGACUGGGAUGACUUUUACAGUGGGGAGAGAACACUGUGCGUCAGACGCUUGAGCACACGUACGGUAAAAAGAUCAGCACAACUGGAGGAGCAAGUGACAGGAAAGCCUCACUGAGACUGGAGGAAAAAACAAGAAUAUCUCAAGCAUUUAAGAAAAAAACACUUUUCCAUAUUUAUUAACAGCGAAUUGCCCCUUCCGUAUCAAACAACUACAACAAAGAGCAGUUUUGCAGCGUCAGCAUUGGUUUCAGUUUUGAGUAAUACCUGUCUGUUUCUCUGUGUGUUUAGAAGUGUUCUGGAUACCCGCAGUGAGCAACGGGGCUGGUUUCUUACAUGUUUUAAAAGCUGUUUCAAUCAUGGGUAGUCCUGUCCUGAGAACAUGUGCCAGACCUUUCUUCCCACUGUUGUGUUCCUUCAUGAGCACUUCCACCUCCCCACAGGCUGCCCCCAGCCCUGCACCUUGACCAUGUCACCAUUCAUUUUGGUGGUGUUGAAGGGAGGGCUCAGGGCUGGGGGUAAAGCAGGGGGUGAAGAUUAAUGCAGACCUAACUCACCAGUUUCUCAAUGUAUCAUCAGCCCUGACAGGAUCCAUCUUCCUGACCCAGGCACUUUGUUGAUUGCAUACAAUUCUCAUCAGCAAUGUAAAAGUAGUGUUACUACAACUGCUAAUACUACCACCAGAGAGAAUGAUCACAAAGCACAGGAAGCUGUGGGGUGGGGGGGGUGGGGGGGUUGUAUUAUUAUUGUUGUUAUUAUUUUGUUGGUCUCUAAGGGAGGUUGAUGCUGUGUGAGUCUGUUCCUGUAUCUUUGGCUAUGGCACUGUUGACCUGCGACACAUGCCAGUUAAAACUCGGCUCUGCCUGUGGCAUAUUGGCAUAUACAGUACUUAGGCGUAAGCAUUGUAGUAGGGAAUUAGAGCCAGACUUUGUUUGUUUCUGUUUCUUUUUUUAUAGGCUGUUGAAGAAAUAUUAGUACAGCUCUAGUCAAUGCAUUUGAACCCAUGGCCUUCACAUAAUACUUUUUUCCAGCUCUACAGAGCAGUUUAUUCUUUAAACCCUUUGUUUCAGUCCCUUUGCAAGGAAAGCCUCUGCUGGCAGUGUUCACGCAGGCAGGAAGGUGAGGCAAAGGAGGCUUGGAAACCAGAGAGCAUGUGAGGAACACACAGGACACAGUGGAGAGUUUCUUUUCAACGCAGAGAUUUACCUGAACUGUUUUGCUGAAAGGCCUUUUUAAGAACAGCAAGGCCAAUGCUAAGUGCAGCAUCGCACCCCGUGUUCCCUGUCAGACUGGUGAAGUUGUAGGUGUGACUUGAGAAGCAGUGUAGGAAAGGCAAAGAGGCAGCCUGAAGACCUAAAUCGUUUGAUGGCAAUAACAUAGUUUUAGCUUGUCCUCUUGUAGCGGAGCGUGGUUCUCCAGUGGUCUGAUUUGACAGGAAUUUAAGGCCUUAAUGGGCAGGUUUUUGCAGUGGAACAGAAUGAAGGAAUGAAUGUAUUGUGGGGCAUUUGGUGUGUGCUGAAAGAACAGAAACAACACCAGGACUUUCCCUUUAAAGGUAUUUAUGCUCAUGACAGUCUCAGAGUUGCUUUAAUAUUGCUGGGUUUUGUAUGCACUGAUUUAAUCCAUUUUUCUGUACAAGAAGGAUUUAUUUCUCACCCAGAUCUGCAAUCUACUAGGCUAAGCAGUGCUGGCAUCUGAAAUUUCCUUAUCAUCUUUUUUGGUUGUAUCUUUCAUUAUUCUAGUUGGUGCAUUAAAAUGAACAAGAAGAAAAAUCGUGGAGGGAGAAGAAAAUACUGGAGUCUUACAGACAGUAAAUUUAUAAGCACAAUUUAUCAGACAGACAAGGCCAGAUAUUAAGGUGUAUGUUAAAGGUAUUAAGGACAGUAGCCUAAAGUCCUCUUCUGGGUUCACUGAACACACAUAUCAGAGCAAAUCAAGCCCAUUGAUUUAUUCUCUUUAUGGAUUUGGAGUUAGCAUGCAAAAAAAGUUGCCAGUUUCAAAAAUAAUUACUGUUUCUCAGGUAACCUUAUAUGGCAGAGGGGGUCGGGUAGGCACAAAAAUCACCUCUGUCACUCUUGUGCUCUUCAGUCUUUUGCCUUGCCUCCAGUAUUAACGUCUAGGGAGAGGUUUAAUCGAGCAGAUGAGUCCUCAUUCUUGUUUAAUCGUGGGUGCAAGAUUAGUCUCCACCCUUGGAGAGUUAUCAGCAUGGGAUGGAUCUAGCCUGCACCACUAACUACCCAACAAAAUACAGAACAAUCACAGAUGUCUUUGUAGGAUUGAAAAGGCAUUCUCUUUUCUGUAGUAUUUUAUGUUUAUUUUAAUGGUAUUUUAGUCCACUCUGAAAAACAUCCUUGCUUUUAACUUGCAGGUUACAAAGAGAAGUGAAUAUACCAUUGUUUGCAUAGAUUGGGAUUUGGUUUGCAGCACAAAGUUACUUACUACUCUCGACUUAAUGUGUGGGAGGAGGAUCAGAUUUAUGUGUCCUGAGAGACCAGAGUUCUCUGCUGCUUCAUGCAGGAGAGACAGGCUUAACAGCCACCAUGCAAAGUUGCCAAAUGCCUCAGCAUAGCCCUAGCUCAGUCUCUGUGCCUAACCAGGUCCUCAGUGAAGGCAGGGACACUUGUCUGGGUUAUGGUAGUGAGGAGUCACACAUCUAUUUACUGGUUUUCUAAAGGAUUACCAGCUGAUCUCCCACAACCCUUGGAAUCAAGAAUUUCUGGACAAUAACAUUUGACCAUUGCACAAGCAAUAGCUGUAAAUUAGUGUCUUAAAUCUGAAAGCCAGGUGAUUUCUGAAAUCAAGCAUGCAAGCAUCUGCAUCUCUCCAUUGACUGGACACCAUGGGCCUCUUCAUGUGAAGUUCAUCAGUGCUACGUUAAAAUGUUGAUAAUCUUGUUGCCAUUAUUUUCAUGAUACACUUUAAUAACUCUACAAAUUCUUUUUGUUAUUAAAAUGAUUGUUUCUUCUUAAACUGGACCUUAGUCGUGAUAUUGUAGACUAGCAGCUGGUCUCUGUAUAGGCAUUUGGUGACUGUAGGUGAAUUCCUGCCUGUCUGUAUUUCAUUGUUGAGAAUGACACAUGUUUAAUGACAGGCAGUGGUCAUUCAGCAGCCUAGCUCGAUGAAGCAGGAGCAGGCUCCAAGUAGUGUGUGUAUUUUGCUAGCACUACGUCUGUGCUGAAGAUUUCUUCCUCUGCAAGUCUGUUACUGAAGGCUGAAACAACAUCUGUAGUUUACUUCACCCACUCUUACUUGUGCCAGAAAUGCAUGUCAUUUAGCAAGUACUAUCCAUAUGCUUGUAGUGGGGAAAUACGUUGGAGGGGAGAGUAAAUCCUGCUUGUAUAAAACUCAGUAAGAACAUCAGAAUAAUCAGCCUUUUAUCACCUCUUUUUAGCUGCUUCACUGAUUUGAAUGGUGCAGGAAAAUGUAGCUGCUGUACCGGUUGGGAAACCAAGGUGUCCCAGUUGUGUUUCUAAAAGGCUCAUUCCUGAUUCCACAAGAAUUAAUGGGUACCAGUGGUGGGGAGAGCAAGGCUGGGCUGGAGGCUCGGACACUCAGUGUUAGUUAAAUAAUGUCAGCAACAUUUUGGAUCCUCAUUCACAACACAUACAGACCACGGAGCAGCAAAGAGCCAAAAUGAUGGAAAGCUGAUUUUGAUGUCAGCCCAGCCUCAAGAGCAAAGCUGCAGUCCAGUGUGGCAGUUUUGAAUCAGGUCUUUCACACUCUGCUUAUUCCAGAUUCACUGAUAGGAAAUUCAGAUGCGUUACAUAGGAAUAUUUAUCUUUAAUUGGUACUGGAGUAUUUCUACUUUGUCUUUUUCCCUUCUUACGCAUUAUGUAUACCUUUUAUAUCUCCUCUAGCAGUUACCACUUCAAAGGUAUGGCAGCAUUUUAAUAUCAUGCUCUAGGUAGCCUGAUGUAUGUGCAAGGAUGGUCAUCAUAAAUAUUUCAUUCAGACUGUCAAAGCACUGGUGUACACGUACAAGUUUGUUGUAGUGAUAAGAAUUCAGCUCAAGAGACUAGUAAAUAAUUACAUUUUAAUUAAAACAGUGUCCUUUUAUGGCAGAUGCAUCUAAUUUCCAGGGUAGCUGCUGCAGUGUGGAGCUAUCUCAGCUUGACAAGCAAGAGCUUUUCAUAUGAACAAUUUUCCAUUUCAUCAAGCAUGGUGAUGCUGAAAAGGGUGUCCUUUCUGAAAAGGAGAACCUAAACUCUGUUAAUCAGAUUUCAUUAUCCAUCCUAGAGAAACUAAACAGAAACCUUGCCUUCUAAAAGCAACAGCAUGUAAAGUAGAAUGAAAGGACAACACAUAUGUAUGCCUGAUACCUUCUAUGAAUGUCUUUCCUUUCAACUAAAGUUCUGUUAGAAACCAGAUUGGUAAAUUUUAAACAAGAAAAAAGGAAAUUCAAAGCAGUUUUCAUUCCUCUGACAGCUGUUUCCUUGUGUUUUAUAUAUUCUGAUCAUUGUCUAUAUGUUUUCCUCCUAGUACCAGGCAAUCAAUUUGGAAAAGACAGAAGCUGGAAAGUCCUCUUAAGACAAGACUCCCACAGUACAUGAAAAAAGGGACUUCAAAAUGCAUUUGUGCACAGGAAGAUAGGGUGCUAAAAUCAGGGAAGAUUCACUGAAAUGAAAGUAUGUUCCUCCUGCAUUAGGCAGCCCCUGAUUACCUGUUACAGAGGAGAAUCUCAGGCGGUGUAAAUCUAUUCUUGUUGAGGUGGGCUGAGGGUAGGGAUUUGGUAGAAAUGGAGUGACUGCCUUGCUGAUGUUUUCCCCUUUCUUGUCACUUUGCAGAUAGCAGUAAGCGGUCUGCCAUCAUUUUUGCUAUUGCAGGCUCUGUGGCAUUGCCAGCUUCACAAGAGGUGGACACUACAAAUGGCUGAGUGUGGGUGGUUUGCCUUCUUUUCCUACCAUAGCUCUCUCCUUUCUUUUAUGAAUGUGAGCCUUUUAUUGAAGUUGUUAAGAAAAAUGUAUGUCAGCUCAACAGACUUGUGUCUGUUCUUUUUAAUAAACUACCUUAUCAGGCUUUAAAAAAGUUUUUAUGAUGUGAAGCAUUUUAUAAAAGAACUAUGUUAAGUGCACUUGAAUGGGAGAAUGUGAAAUCUAGGCAAAGAAGCAUCAGUGCAAAACCAGCUGAGUCUGUGACUGUGCUUGUACCAGUCUGUUGCUCUGAAUGCAGUGUGAGUUGCCUUAACCACCGACUCAAAGCACUGUCCAAGACCUUAACUUCCUUUGUGGAAUAUAAUAGUGGCAGAAGUCCUGUUGUGAUGCCUUGUAGCCAUGUUUUGACCAUUCAUUUGUACUGACGGUUGUAACCCCUAAGAGAGUCAUGCUUUCUGCAGGGAUAUUUUUUAUUUAUAUAGGAAAGCUGUAGAAUAAAGAGAUGGGAGUGAAGGUUCAAGUUUAAAGCACUUCUGAUAUUUGUACACUGGGACACAGAGAAGAGUCUUUGCUUCUUGCUGUCACCCAGUGUGUCUAACUGCAGCUAGAAGUGUGUGUCCAUGCACACCUCUGAAACCUGAGGCUAUUCAAGAUACAAUGUCUAGAGCUCCUGGGUAAUUACUGCCAGUGUGGGUGGGUAAGAUGCCAAACUUGCUUCAAACCCAUGAGUCUGCAGUGCUGCCAGAAGCACUCACUCUUGAAAUCAAGAAUCAAUUUUGGAGAUGAACUUAAACCUUGCCCUACAGUAGUAAGCACAUACAGCGCCCCAAACGAGAGCAGGCUUGGACCUGGUUACUGAAAAGCAUUUACUCAACAAUCCGUAACACAGUUCUUUCAACACCCUAUUUAACUCUGACUUUCACAUAUAAGCACACUUCUUGAAGAACAAUCAAACCCCUGAUUAUGGUAGGGGAAGAAAAGUGGCCAAUCCAUGGCUUCAUCACAAAUGGAGGGUUUUUUUCAAAUGACUUAACGUAAAAAAGCAGUUUGAUACCAACAGGCUCUUUCACAGAGACUUGUGACCAGUUUUCUGUUCUUAAAACAUCUUAAGAGAAAAGUUAAGCAAUUAUUCCACAUGGUGCAAAGCACAACUAGAGCUGCUUCUGUGAAAAAGAGGUAAGAUACAGUCUGCAAAUACACGUAGAAGCAAGUAACAAAUGUAGUGCAUCCAGUUCCUUCUGUGAUGCAGCAGCUUCCAAUAAUGCCUAUUUACACUCCCACUGCUAUUUUUUCCUUAAUGGAAAAACAUCUGGAUUAAAUGACAAAUACAGAAGUGCAUUCACUUCAUUUUACCAUAGAUUAAUGUUCUCACUUAGUAUGUAACAGGGUGAUAGGGAAUAGCAAAUGGUUAUUUCCUCAGAUUUCAUAGCAGUAAUUCUGCUGGCUCCAAGGGUCAGUGAUGUACUGUCACUAUAUUAAUUAUUAGAACAUAGAGGUACUUAUACUGGUAGUACUAAACAACUGGCACUCUGGAUUCUAGUAAAGGCCUUCUCUGAGAAGACUUAUUUAUUGAAAACCCAUGUCAAGGCAGGUGACAUUUUCAGACGAGAAAGAAAAGUGAAUUACUGGAAUGACAUUAGAGCAGAAGCCAUUUGAGGGGCUGUUUAGCAUACUGAACAAAAAAUUAUACCUGAAGGAAAGUCUUUUUGCCUUCUCAUUAGGGAUUUGGUACAGGUACCGUGCUGCGGCUAGUCACAGAUCACCAUGUGCAUGUGCAUUGCCUUUUUAGUCAAAAUGUUUGAGUUUCUUUCACAUGCUUUAAAACAUGUUGUAAGAACACAGCUGAAGAUGCGGAACUGAAGCAAGCUGCCCUAAUCUGCUGGUGAGAGCACAGACCCACAAGUCCCAGGCUCUCCUAUCUGCUGCUCUGUCCCAGAUGUGUUGCUGCCUGUCCCUGUCUGUUGUCCCUUUUCCCCAAGUCUUACAGAACCACAGAACAGCCCAAGUUGGAAGGGAACUCAAAAGACCUUCUGGUCUAACCGCUCAUGGCAAAGGGACCCUAGAUGUGAUGAUCUAGCAUCCUGUCCAGUCACUUGUUUUCCCCCACUAACUCCAUUUUCAGGGUGGGAGGCUAACAACAGGCUCUUGUUUAAGACAGACUGAAAGAGUCACUGGAACAAGUCAACGCACUCUGGAGUCAGCCAGGCAGCAAUAACUUCAGAUGAGUUAUGUGAGGUGGAAGUAGGCUUCAUCUGCGAGAUUUCCAGCUCAACAGCUCUCCUACAUUUAGUCAUGGCUUUGGUUCAGCAAUGAGCAACCAGCCAAGUCUAUGUAUUAUUUCUUUAAACCCAUGCGGAGGUAACGUAACAUAAAUAAACUUGGCUGAAUAACCACAAGGCAGCCACCCCCUGUAAACUGAUACUUAUUCUCUAAACUGCACAUCCUCAUGCUUAUGGUUUGUGUGUCACUGAAGGAUGCUGACCUUGGCACAGUCAAUAAAUCAUUCACAAGCUGGCCCAACAGCUCUGUGCUGCUUUUUGGUAUGGAUCUCCAUUGGUAAAUGGUUAAAAAUAAAUCUAUGGUUUGCCAUCAUAAAGCACUGGACACACUAUCAGCAGCUACUUGUAAUUUAUUUCUGUUAUAAAAUCAAGGUCUGUCUGCAGGGGGGUUUGUGUGAGGUGCUCUAACGAGACCUUUACCCCUGAAACAUAAACUACUACAAUGGAGCGAGGCAGCAGAGAGAAAUUCCCUUGGUUGCACACCAUGAAACACAACGUAAAGUCCCUUUUGUUACACAGCUCCUGGUAGAGGAGUAAGAUCUCUGCACACAUUUAACAUCUCCUUCUUUCCAAACCACUAUGCACCUCUCCAAGGCCAGCACGGAGAGAAGCUGGCAGUUUGGCAUUUUUUUCCUGUCUUUACUUCAGAAAUGUUCCAUCUCUCUUAUAAAUUCAUCACCUUCCACUAUCAUCUUUAAACUCUUUCCCAGUAAUGCUAGCUACUUUGACCAAGGUGAAGCCUCUCACCUUCCUAAAAUGGGACUAUUGUAGUGGGAGAGUUGUAUGCCACUGAAUUCCUGUCAUCUAUUCAUUUGCAGCUGGGUUUUAUCUGUUUGUGGUACUUGGUGAAUGAAAGGAAAAGUUUGGUUUCUGCCAUCCGCAGCAUUAUUUUAUAACUAACUUGUUUGUAUCUGUUCCAAGCUCACAGCACCAUCUGGCAAAGAGUCUGCAAACAAAGCAGCUGCACCUCGUUCCAUUAAGCACACUCACCUUCUCUUGCUUGGUUCAAAGAGAUAUCAAUACUAAAAUAAAUGUCUAGCAAAAGUCUGCUUCUGUUUUCCUUAGGACCACAGGAUGUCAGAAUUAACCCUCAGCCACCCCUUUCCCUUAUGCCUUUGUGGUACGUAUACAGGGCCUCCAAAGAAAGGAUGCAAAGAUAAUGAUGCUCUAAAAGCUUCUAAUGGGUUUUAGCCUUUGGAGUUUUAAAGGUCCAUCCCAGCAGGGGCAGCACAUCAGCACUCCUGCAGAUUUCAGUCACUGGCACAUCCAAGAAAAUUCUCAACAUUACUUAGUAAAGAAUUUAUUUUCAUUGGAUCAGCAUCUCAGAAACAGAAAAUAAAAUGCUGCUGUAUUUGGAAUACCCGAGAUCCUGUACUUGCCCUAUUGCAACUCCUGUAUUGUGUCUGAUCUUUUGAAGCUCCAACUACAUAAGGAAUCAGAGCCACUUGAAUAAAGGCUAAGGCUCACUUGAUUCCCAUUAACUCUUCAAAGUACUGGCUUUCCACAAAUAUCCUUUGUGUGGUCUUUCUCACUCAUGGUAAGGAGGAUCUUUUGCUCUGCUCUUCAGUGGAUGAAGACCCAUCAGUGGGCUGGGCAGGUGUCACACAGUAUCUUCGGCCCUAGUGAACUGAACCAGUACUGACCUAAUCCUACGUGUGGAUGCCGACCCUAACUAAUAGCGCUUCAUAUCAUAGGGAUUAAACAGAUUCCUCCCCCCCCCCCCGCUAUGGAGUGCUUGGGAUGUGCUCAGUAUGAAGCUUCUUACUGACAUAUAUAAAUAGAGAUAUAGAGAUAAAUAGAUAUUUUUAUGGAAAUGUUUUAUAAGUGCCCUUUACUUUGUGCAUGGUAAUUAUUGCCAAACUCUUGUUAUUUAGGAACUACAGAGUGGCUGGUUCUGCAGUUUAGAUGGCAACCAGCUGUCUCUGUUGCAACGGGGACUUGGGGUAUGGGCUUGGAUUUUGUUUUUUACUAUUCAGCUAUAAUUUGCAUGGUUUGGAUUUGGGUUUUGUCUCAGUGUCUUUUUGUUUGGGUUUAUUUUUCUUUCCUCAUUGGUUCUCUGGCAGGGACAUAUUGGGCUCAAGCAGGAACUUAUACAAAUCACAGUCUUUGAGAGACAGAUUGAAGCUACCGGUGCCAUAUAACUCUUCAGAAUCACCUGCCUUGUAUGGCCUGUGAUGUUGAUCAGUGUUAGGGCCUCAAGACACAGUUUCUUCAGCAAGCUGGUGGGGUUUUCACGUAUAGUGAAGUGCUCCAAUUUCCCUAGCUUUGCUUGACAAGCUAGCAAUGGCUGGGCUAUGGGUAUAGCCUCAUGAGCAGGAAAAGGGGUCAGCAGAGACUAGGACAGGAAUGAGAAUUAAGAAGAUUCAUAAGCACAGCAGUAGUAAGACUGUCAAAAGUGCUACUGAGUCAGGUCAUUUUACUCCUUUUUUGUUUCAAAUGCUCUCUGUUUGUAUGCCAUAUCCGAGUAACACAUCUCCACCAGCCAGCCAGCUCUCAAUAACCUGGGCUCUUGGUUACAGGUAGAAAUGCAGUUGUGCUUUCUUAUCCAUCUCAUUCCUGCUGCUGUGGAGUGGUCUGUACCCGGGAAAGGACCAGGGCCAUUAGCUCUUAGGAAAGUGAAACCAGUCUCGUGUCCCUUCCUUACUAACCAGGUUGCAAGCCAAUCCCAGGGUUCUGUGCCUACAAAGCUGGCCUGAUUUUGUGGCAGGUGAACCAAGACCUUGUCUAUUGGCAGUUAUUCUAGUCCAUAGGUUUCUUUCUUGAGCACAAUUUUCCCAUGGGAAGUAUAACCAGGAUAUGAUGGUUACCCUAUUUAAACAAAAAUGUGUAUAUUAAACCAAAAGAAAACAAAAAAUCCUAAUCUGAAAGUAUAGUGUAUCAGAGAUUCCUCUGUUAUAGACAUUUAGUCUACAGAUUUAUGGCUACAUUUGCUAUGUUAUGCUUGAAUAAACAUAUAAUUCAUUGAACUACACAAGACUGAUAAAAGUAAUACGAUCUCUUUAAGGAGAAUAAACUGUUUGUAAAUUUAUAGAGUAUAAUCUGUUAGGCCUUAUUUGAAGUAUGUACUGUGGUUUGGUAAAAGUACAACAUUAAAAGAGCCUUGCCAGA
Molecule: messenger RNA, 14575 nt
Organism: Neopsephotus bourkii (Bourke's parrot)
Lineage: Eukaryota; Metazoa; Chordata; Aves; Psittaciformes; Psittacidae
Gene: CNTNAP2
Product: contactin associated protein 2
Exons: 24
Coding region: 299-4273 (1324 amino acids)
Source: RefSeq, a predicted model, not a curated record